AUGGGGAAAAUAGGCACCAAGUUGCCAGGUUUCUGCCUAAACAGAAUUAGGCCCCAUGUUAGAGUUCGUUCUCCAACAAUACAGUCCAAGGUAGAUGCUGCCUCAGAUGUCACCAAAAACAAUGCUGAUAAAAAAGCUGAGAAUUCUGGCAAUGUUGGGGGAGAAAAAGCUGGUGGUAAUGGAGCUAUAGCUAGGAAAAUCAUGAUUGUGGUUGAUUCUAGCCUUGAAGCUAAAGGAGCUCUGCAAUGGGCUCUCUCUCACACUGUUCAGAGCCAGGACAAACUUGUCCUGCUUCAUGUAACCAAACCUUCAAGUUCAAAACAAGCAGCUGGUGAGGAGCCCAGCAAGGAUGUAGCUCCAAGGGCUUAUCAACUUGUUCACUCUUUGAGGAACAUGUGUCAGUUGAAGAGACCAGAGGUACAAAUUGAGGUUGCAGUGGUGGUAGAAGGUAACAAGGAGAAAGGUCCAACUAUACUGGAAGAGGCCAGAAAACAAGAGGUGGCACUGCUUGUUCUGGGGCAGAAAAAGAGGUCUACGACAUGGCGUUUGCUGAUGAUGUGGGCAGGCAACCGGGUGGGCGGCGGUGGCGGCGGCAGCGUUGUGGAGUACUGUAUACAAAACGCCAGUUGCAUGGCAGUUGCUGUGAGGAGGAAAAGCAAGAAAGUUGGAGGCUAUUUGAUUACCACAAAGCGCCAGAAAGAUUUCUGGCUCUUGGCUUAA
Molecule: messenger RNA, 720 nt
Organism: Prunus armeniaca (apricot)
Lineage: Eukaryota; Viridiplantae; Streptophyta; Magnoliopsida; Rosales; Rosaceae
Source: the annotation of a GenBank genome assembly